This is a messenger RNA of Exserohilum turcica Et28A, 1551 nucleotides long. RefSeq lists its product as uncharacterized. The transcript is spliced from 4 exons. The record is from RefSeq and is a predicted model, not a curated record. Gene Ontology annotation, molecular function: heme binding; oxidoreductase activity, acting on paired donors, with incorporation or reduction of molecular oxygen; iron ion binding. Lineage: Eukaryota; Fungi; Ascomycota; Dothideomycetes; Pleosporales; Pleosporaceae. Bases 1 to 1551 code for a protein of 516 amino acids.
AUGGCCAUUCUAUCAGACAUCCUCACGCUAGACCUCCGCUCCAUCAUCGUGCUAUACCUGCCCAUUUCCCUUGCGAUAUACAUCGCCAUCUGGUCCGCCUACACACUAACUUUGCACCCGCUGUCGGAAGUCCCCGGACCCCUCUGGCCGUGCAUAUCCCGGACAUGGCUCAUGUACCACCACCACGCUGGUGACAUUGACACCGCUACUCGCACACUGCAUGCACGCUACGGCCCCAUAGUGCGCAUCGCACCAGACGAAGUCACCGUUGCGGAUCCCAGCGCUAUCCCACUCAUCUAUCGCGUGCAAAAGCCGCUGCAGAAAACAGACUGGUAUGUUCCGUGGCGGCCGCGGGGUCUGAGCAGCCAGCCCGAUUUGUUUACACAGACCAACGAGCAGGCGCAUGCAGCGUACAGAAGGAUAGUCGGGGGCGUGUAUUCAUUUUCAAGUAUUUCGAAGAAUGAAGCUGCGCUGGAUGAGACGCUGGAGCUUUUCAUGGAGAGACUGGGAGGCUUUGCGGAUCGUAGCGAGGCUUUUGAUUUUGGACUUUGGUUGGAAAUGUACUCAUUUGAUAACAUUGGUGUUGCAUUCUUUGGCCAGGCGUUUGGCUUUGUGCGUGAUAGCAUCGACUACAAUGGCUACAUCCAUGCUGUCCAUCUCGCAAUGCCCUUUCUCAAUCUGUUGACUGUCACGCCGUACUAUGCGCGUCCUCUGCUGCUUCUUGUCACUGUCUGUAUCCCGAAGCUGCUCAAGGCUGUGUUAGCGGUCGAGAACAUCAAAAAGACGGCAAUCGAAGAGACAAAGAUGGCGACUGAAAGAAGACGCGAUGCAACAGGAAAAAGACCAGAUGUGGUCUCUCAGCUGCUGGCUAUUGUGCAAGAAAAGGGGGAAAAGGUAAACUACUCGCACAAGGAGAUUGCGUCGGACAUGUGGGUGGGGAUCAUGGCCGGUGCCGACAGCACAUCAAUAAACAUGCGUUCCAUCAUGUAUUUCUUGAUGAAGCAUCCUGAAAAGCUUCAGAAAGCCCGCGCGGAAGUGGAUGCGGCGUUUGAGAAUGGGCUACUUUGGUCACCUGUGCAGUACAGCCAAGCAUCCACGCUCCCGUACCUGACAGCGGUAGUCAAGGAAGCAGAGCGAUUCUUUCCUGCAUUUUCAGUGUCCAUGCCGCGGUAUGCGCCCAGCGAAGGUCUCAGGCUGUGUGGCAAAUAUAUCCCAGCAGGCUACACGGCUGGGGUGAAUCCGGCCGUUGUUCAGCAUGACAUUGGUGUUUUCGGGGCGGACGCGCUCGAGUUUGAACCGGAGCGGUGGCUGGAGAGCGAAGAACGCACACGGGCGAUGGAUAAGGCCAUCCUCGCGUGGGGUGCUGGGACACGCACGUGCGUUGGUAAGCCUCUCGCUUUGACGCAGAUUUACAAAGUCACGGCAGAGACGCUGCGGCGGUUUGACUUUGAAAUGGCGCACGACCGGCCGUGGAAGAUAUGCAACUGCGGCUUCAAUGUCCAGACGGAUGUUGUGUGCAGGUUCAAGAAGAGGGACUUGAUUUUGGCGUGA